ACUCAGACAAUUUCAAGUUCAACACCCUACAUUCAAAGGAAUGUUUCGCAGUUGUUAAAAAAGUCAAGUGCAAUUCAACACAACAACGACAUCUGCAAGGUGUUUCGAGUUAAGAAUCUAGAAAAGCUUCGAUUCUGACCAGUAUUGCUGGUUUGCACAACGGUGUCAGACCGAAAACAGCAUUAGGAUAUAGCUGCAGCUCAUUCUGCAGAUAGAUAUACCUACAAUACAAUGAAAGGAAAGACUGCAUUUCUGCUGCUUAUGUUGCUGGGUUUAACACAGCUUAUUGUAGUCACGCGAUGCGAAGAUGAUGUAGUAGAUCAGACUGACAGUGACGAUGAGAGUGACGACGACGACGAGGAGGAGGAUGAUGACGACGAAGGCGACGGAACAGAAGUCAAAGACGAAAAUGGGGUGUUGAUCCUUACAGACAAAAACUUUGACACCUUUAUUGAAGAUAAGGAUACGGUCUUGGUGGAGUUCUAUGCACCAUGGUGUGGUCAUUGUAAACAGUUUGCACCUGAAUAUGAGAAAAUUGCCCAAGCACUUAAAGAAAACGACCCACCAAUUCCAGUGGCAAAGGUUGAUGCUGCUAAAGAAAGUUCUCUUGGGAGCAGAUUUGAGGUCAGUGGGUAUCCCACCAUCAAAAUCCUGAAGAAAGGGGAACCAGUGGAUUACGAUGGUCCCCGCUCUGAGCAAGCGAUUGUGUCCCAGGUGAAGGAGGUGGCUCAGCCAGACUGGAAGCCUCCACCAGAGGCCACCAUGGUGUUGACGAAGGACAACUUUGAUGAAGUGGUCAAUAACGCUGACAUUAUACUCGUAGAGUUUUACGCACCUUGGUGUGGUCACUGCAAGAAACUUGCUCCAGAAUACGAGAAGGCUGCAAAAGAGCUGAGUAAACGCACGCCUGCCAUUCCCCUGGCAAAGGUGGACGCUACAGUGGAAAACGAGAUUGCGUCCAGAUUUGAGGUUUCUGGUUACCCGACUCUAAAGAUCUUCCGGAAGGGAAAACCUUAUGAGUAUAAUGGACCGCGAGAGCAGCAUGGCAUCGUCGACCAUAUGAGCGAGCAGGCGGGUCCUCCGUCUAAGCUAGUCCAAACACUGAAACAGGCCCAGGAAUUUGUCAAAGAUGGAGAUGAUGUCGUCAUCUUUGGGAUCUUCUCCAGUGACCAGGAGGCCGCAUAUGACGUCUAUCAGGAGGCUUGCAAUGGCUUAAGGGAGGAUUUCAACUUCCGGCAUACCUUCAACACUGACGUGGCUCAAUUCCUCAAAGCUUCCCCUGGACAAGUGGUCAUGAUGCACCCAGAGAAAUUCCAGUCUAAAUAUGAGGCAAACUUGUAUUCAUUAACAAUUAAAGAUUCCACUUCUCCUUCUGAGGUGCAGGAGUUCUUUGCCAAACAUGCCAUUCCUUUAGUCGGACACAGAAAGCAGAGCAAUGAUGCGAAAAGAUACAAGAGUCGCCCCCUGGUGGUGGUGUACUAUGGAGUUGACUUCAGCUUUGACUACCGAGUCGCAACCCAGUUUUGGAGGAGCAAGGUUUUGGAGGUGGCUAAGGAUUUCCCAGAAUACACAUUUGCAAUAGCCGAUGAGGAAGACUACAGUGAUGAGCUGAAGAGCCUGGGUCUGAGUGACAGCGGAGAAGAGGUGAACGUUGGGAUUUUCGGAGAAGGAGGCAAGAAGUUUGCCAUGGAGCCGGAAGAAUGCGACUCCGAUGUGCUGAGGGAAUUUGUCAUGGCCUUCAAAAAAGGCAAACUGAAACCAGUCCUUAAAUCCCAGCCAGCCCCAAAGAGUAACAAAGGACCAGUGAAGGUGGUGGUCGGCAAGACUUUUGACGAUGUGGUCAUGAAUCCAAAGAAGGAUGUCCUCAUCGAGUUCUACGCACCAUGGUGUGGCCAUUGUAAAAAGAUGGAGCCUGACUACCUGGCCCUUGGGAAGAAGUACAAGCACGAGAAGAACUUGGUAAUUGCCAAGAUGGAUGCUACAGCUAAUGAUGUUCCCCACGACAGCUAUAAAGUAGAGGGAUUUCCCACCAUCUACCUGGCCCUCAGUAAGAACAAGCAGAAUCCAAUCAAAUUUGAAGGUGGAAACAGAGACUUGGAGGGGUUAAGUGAAUUCUUGGAAAAGCAUGCAUCGAAUUUGUCCCCGAAAGAUGAACUUUAAUAUCUUCAUAAUUAACUGAGGACUUUAAAAUAAAAUGUGAAGACGCAGCAUUCCGUGGGAGUUUCCUUGAGGCAUUUGCCUCAAUGUAGACCAGGAGGUAUUCCAUAAAACAGGGUGUUACUGACGUUUUUAGUCCAACUUGUGUUGACAAUUUAUGUGUCCCAAAAUCAUGAGAUUAAAAAUCUUGCACUGUUAAACAGCAGAUUAUAUUUUGUUAAAUCUUUUUAAAUAAAAGAUUGUAAAAUGA
Molecule: messenger RNA, 2407 nt
Organism: Conger conger (European conger)
Lineage: Eukaryota; Metazoa; Chordata; Actinopteri; Anguilliformes; Congridae
Product: protein disulfide-isomerase A4-like
Exons: 10
Coding region: 232-2160 (642 amino acids)
Biological process (GO): protein folding; response to endoplasmic reticulum stress
Cellular component (GO): endoplasmic reticulum; cell surface; endoplasmic reticulum lumen
Molecular function (GO): protein disulfide isomerase activity
Source: RefSeq, a predicted model, not a curated record